Solea solea (common sole) is the source of this 2267-nucleotide messenger RNA. Its product is annotated as B-cell receptor CD22-like. Lineage: Eukaryota; Metazoa; Chordata; Actinopteri; Pleuronectiformes; Soleidae. The coding region runs from base 243 to 1526 and encodes 427 amino acids. The record is from RefSeq and is a predicted model, not a curated record. The transcript has 8 exons.
ACACACACACUCGUCUCUGGGUUUGUCAGCUCUAAUAAUAGUGUGGAUCAGGUUCAGACUUCAGCUCAACACAAUCAGAGCAGCAGCAGCAGCCUUUUCUCUCUCUGUUUUACUUCAACUUCUGCUUUUCCAAUUUUCCAAUUUUUUAAUUCAGACUUGGUUUUGAAAUCGUCUCUCUCUCUCUCUCUCUCUCUCUCUCUCUGUGGCUUAUAACCGGGUUUUUUUUGGUUCUGGACUCACUCAUGCAGCGCUAUGACACCUCCUUCUCCUUAUCCUCCUCAGCUUGGGUAGAGGAGGUCAGUGCUGAGGAGGUGGAGACUGUGGCUCAGCAGACAGGGGUUUUGAAUGAGGAGGAGGAGGAGGAGGAGGAGAAGGAGGAGGAGGUCACACCUGCUGACUCAGACUCAGGUGUUUCAGGUGAUUGUCCGGGUGCCCAUCUCUUCAUCACUGCACCACAGAAGAUACAAGCACUGACAGGAUCAUGUGUGUGGAUUUCCUGCAGCUUCGAACCUGUGACCACUGAGGAGACGUUAUCCGGCGUGUGGAUUAAAAAUAAACUCCAGUUUGGCCAAAAUCCCAACAACGUGAUCUUCAACAGCACCAAUAAAAAAAACAUCUACAGCGGUGAAAUAAGAGGAAACCUGAAGGAACAAAACUGUAGCACAGUGUUUUACAACGUACAGACAAACUUCACCGACAAAUACUUCUUCAGGAUUGAGAGCAAGUCAUUCAAGGCAACAGCUAGUUGUAAUUCUGUUUACAUCAAUGUUACAGAUUCUCCUCCAAGCCCCACCCUUGAAAUACCACCAGAUCUGAAGGAGAACGAGUCUGUGACUCUUACCUGCUCAGCUCCCACCCCCUGUCCUGGUUCCGCCCCUCGACUCACCUGGCAUCUCCAACAGGACCCUCCCAACGAGAUGAAGAAAAACUCGGAUGGAACCUUUACGACGAGAAUCAAACGCACCUUUAUUUUGUCGGACAGAGACGACGGACGCAGCGUCGGCUGUUCUGCUGUGUAUCCUGUGAAUGAAGGACAAGAGAGGACAGUGGAGAAGAUCGUGUCUCUCAGUGUUUCAUAUGCACCCAAGGACACAGUGGUGUCCAUCAGCAGGUCAGAAGGUCACCAGGUGAACAUGACCUGCUCCAGCAGAGCCAAACCUUCUGUCAGCAGAUUCUCCUGGUACAAGAAGAACCUCGACAGAGACGUGGAGGUGGCUGAAGGAGCUGAUCUCAGCGUCACAUUCACAGAUGGAGACGUUUAUUUCUGCGAGGCCUUCAAUGCUGUUGGUCAGCAGAGGUCAGCAGAGAUCCAGCUCACAGAAGAAUCUCUACCGUGGGAACAGAUCGGCAGAGGAAUCAUUGGGUUCAUGGUUCUCGUUUGGGUCGUCGCCGUCUAUGUUUGGCAUUAUAAGUCGACACGUCCAACUGUCCAACAGACUCAGAGUCCAGCAGGGGGCGACGAGAUCGAACUACAUUCAUUAGAAGGAAAUGAUGGAGAAAACAAAAAUUUACCUGCGAUCAACUGAAGAAAUUAGCAGUCCUCCUCGCUCAUGCUGCAGGACAGUGGAGAGCAGCAGGUCGAAGUGUCCAUGUGCACUGAAGACCACGAGGACCUCGACACUCAUGUGAAGAAAAAACUGAGCACCUCACACUUUACAGUAGCCUAUAAAACGUGCUAAACAUGCUCAUUUUUUUUGUUUUUGGCAGGGGUGCAAAUUCCUGCUUCAUUUCGCUGUGAUGUGCAUUCAUUUUCUGACCAUUAGCUCAACUGUAAGCCAUGACCAUUUUCUGCAAACUUUUUACAACUUUGGACAGUGCUUAAUAUUUUAUGUAUUCAUGUUAUAAUCAUGACUUAGUAUCUCUAUGUGCUAAGUUAUAAUAAUGAGAUACUAAGUCAUAAUGACUAGAAGUUAAGUCAUAACAAUGAGAUACUAAGUCAUAAUUACUAGAAGUUAAGUCGUAAUAAUGAGAUACUAGUUCAUAAUUACUAGAAGUUAAGUCAUAAUAAUGAGAUACUAAGUCAUAAUUACUAGAAGUUAAGUCAUUAUAAUGAGAUACUAAGUCAUAAUUACUAGAUGUUAAGUUAUAAUAAUGAGAUACUGAUUAUAAUAAUAAUGAUUAUUAUGACAUAGAAUCCCAUCAUUAUGACUUAGUAUCUCAUUAUGGUAAACAUUCUUCUUUUUCCAUGUGGCAGAAAAUGUGGCUUUGUCAUUUAAAUAAAAGCACUGUUUGCGAACGUGAGCGAUACAAAUAAAGUGACAUUAUGU